Ramularia collo-cygni is the source of this 2391-nucleotide messenger RNA. RefSeq lists its product as uncharacterized. The record is from RefSeq and is a predicted model, not a curated record. NCBI's taxonomy places the organism in Eukaryota, Fungi, Ascomycota, Dothideomycetes, Mycosphaerellales, Mycosphaerellaceae. Gene Ontology annotation, molecular function: DNA-binding transcription factor activity, RNA polymerase II-specific; zinc ion binding. The coding region runs from base 1 to 2391 and encodes 796 amino acids. The transcript is spliced from 2 exons. Gene Ontology annotation, biological process: regulation of DNA-templated transcription.
AUGGCCAUUACCGAGCUGCCGCAGUCAUUCGACUCAAGCCCCAUCGCCAGUCGCAACGACAUGUCGCAGCCAGAAAUGACUGACAUGUGCGAGCCUUCUGAUACCACUUGGGACGAAAUUCCUGUGGAGACGGACGUCUGCACGCAGAUUGAUGCUCUACCCGACGACCCAAUGCCAACCUUCGACGACGAGCAUAUUCCAGAAGCCUACAUUGAGGGUGGUCUUCACCUCACUGAACUUCCAGGUUAUACUGAUGCUGUAGUAGAGGUUGAAGACUCUGCAAUGUUGCCUCAUGUCAGCAUUUUCGGCGCGCCACCUGGACAUGUCCUAGAAGGUAGAGCAGAUCUUUUCCUCUCGAGCCAAGGUUCGAUACUCAAAGAUGCAGGAUCUGUUGUUGAGAAAGUCGUUGACAACAGCGCGCCGGUUGAGCUCGAGAUCAAUGACACGAGCUACAUUCAAACUCAGUCCGGACAAGCAGGUUGCGGGCUUCAAUUUGUCGCAGACGAACAGGAGAAGAGCGUCCUUCAAGAAGCCCCCAGCGACGGUGAUGGUGAUACGUCCAUGGUCCUGAAUGAAGAGGAUGCAGACGACGAAGAUGAUCCAAUUUCUGAGAUUGAUGGUGGAGGCGACCUUGUGUUGAAGAAAUGGGAUUUACGGCUACCGACAAGCGAUUCGAGACGAGGCUUCACUUCGACCUGGAGAGACCAAGAUGAGAGUGGAGACUACGAUCCAAACGAGAGUCUUCCACGCAAACGCACCAAGAGAGUUCGCAAGAUAUCUCCCAGCCAUCAGACAUGCAAUGUCACGGGUUUCGAUUUGAGUGAAGGCGCAACUAUCGAGGGCGAAGGAAUCACCGGCGGAAUAACGAGCGAUGAGUCGUCAGAGCCAAACGCGGGCCUCAUGGUUUCCCUGGCUUUUACGACUGACAAGUGUAAAGGUGCUUUCAAGAGCAUGCUCGCCCGCUUGUCGGUCCAGCAGAGCACACGGAAGCGUGACCGCAACCUCAAAAGGCAAAGACGAACCGAAGGGCUGGAAUCGGUCGAUCUGCGUGUUGACUUCAAGAACAAGCCUAUUGCCAGGUGUUGCUGGACGUGCGCCAACAUUCACGGCGAAGAUGCGGCCGUUGUUGUAGAUGGCAAAGCCGAGUGCUCAUUGGCGACUGAUCCAACGCAAUGGCCUUGCCUAGCUUGCUCUGAGGUCGGCGAUCCCUGCGCUCUGAUCACAGAGCCAGUUCGAAAGCUCGCAUGCGAGGAUUGCAAGCGGCGACACGUGCCAUGCUCCUUUAAUUCGACUCGGAAUCACAUCGGUCCUUGUCAGCAGUGUAAGAUCGCAGGCCAUGAGUGCAUUGCAGGUCCUGUCAAGGAGGCCAUCGUACCUCGUCUCGAGUACAAGCUUGUUCUUGAGGGGGGCUUCCCGGUUCUUAACAGCGACAACCAGCCGACGUACACUUGUGAUGCUAUCAUUAAGGAGGGCGGUCACAAGAAGCGUCGCCCCAUCAGCUGUGUAGAAUGCUCUGAUGUUCACGCGCCUUGCACUUAUGAAGGUAAAUGGGGUGCUUGCAACGAGUGUAAGCGCACUGGUAAUGCUUGCACGAUUCCUCACAAGAACGCACCCAUCAAGAAUACCACCACUCUCUUUGGAUUCUCUGAGCCCAGCAAGUCAUCUCCAGUGGCCGGAGGUCUUUCAACCGACGAAACGCCUCUCUGUGAUAGUGGUGCUGGCCACUGCAACAAGGAGAGGCAUAUUGACGGCCCACGAAGAACGGUGAGAACAAUAACCACAAGCUUCAGCCAUCCGAUGAGCUUCAAUUGCGAUGAUGAGACGUCCAGCAAGCCAUGCCAUCUCUGCGAACAGCCCGCUCUACGAUUUGUUGGAUUCGGCAAGGUGGAGGCCUCUGUCAUCGACUACGAUGACAACAGCGGCUUCGUGGAGAUUGAUGGCGGCCAUCGAAGCACAUUUGUCGAGCCCACCGCGCUUUGUACAGGAUGUACAACUGCGGGCCUUUCCAUCAUCAUGUGCAACAUGCAUCAAAUAAGUCCGAUUCCCAACAUCAACUACACGACUCAAGCCGAGGAGAAAGCACUCAGCGACGUGCUAGAGGGGAAUCUCAAAGAAACCGAUCUGGGAGCCUUUUGCUCAAUCUGUCCUGGUCUGGCUACUUUGCAGUGCACUGCAGAUCAAGAGGACGGUCCAACUGGUUGCGGUCUGAAGCUAUGUGGUCGCUGUACGGCGACCCUUGUGGGUCGGUACGACGGGAGUCUCGGUGAUAUGCUGGCGCACGAGACGGGAGUGGCCACGGAGGACGAUCCUCUUGGGUUUAGAGCGGACGUGGAACUACUCAAGACCGACGGUGUUCUGAUGAGAUACCUCAUGUGCCUGAGCAAGUCGUAG